This is a messenger RNA of Rotaria sordida, 1071 nucleotides long. The record is from the annotation of a GenBank genome assembly. Lineage: Eukaryota; Metazoa; Rotifera; Eurotatoria; Philodinida; Philodinidae.
AUGAUUGAAAAUAAUGAUAAUAUACUUGAAUUUCCUUUACGAUUGAGUAAAAUAUGUUUAUUAAGUAUACGUGAUGAUAAUACAUUUAUUUCACCAAUAGCUAUUGAAGCUGCAUUUCAUGCAUUAUCAUUUAAUAAUAAACGAUUGAAAAAUAAUUUCAAUAAAAAAAUUCCAUUUGAUUUUCAUAAUUAUUUUAUUCUUAAUCAAGAUUCAAUACAAAUAUUUCAUGAAAAUCUUAAUGAAGAAACAAUAAAAUAUUUUAAUACAGAAUUUCAAAUUCAUAAUUUAAAUGAUAUAGAACAAAGAAAAUUUCUUUUAAAUCAAAUUAUAAAACAUUUAACUGAUCAAUCAUUAAUAUCAAUUUUACCAUCACAAAAAAUUCUUGAACAAAUUAUUGUUGAACCAAUGACUUUAUUAUCAUGUUGUUCAUUUGUUUUUCGACCAUUUAAGAUCGAACAUUGGAAACAACUUUGGUCAUUAAAAUUUCAUUCAAACAUUCAUUUAUCAAUUGAAACAGAAUUUUAUUAUACAAAAGGUUUUUUUCAUGUUGCUUUUCAUGAUACAUUUCAUAAAAUUGAAAUACCUGGUCAAGUAUUCAAUGGAAUCCAAAUGAAAUUAAUCAUUUUACUUCCACAAUGUUCAUCUGAUCUUAUUCAUCUUUAUGCUAAUAUAAAAGAAUAUCUUACUUUACCAGUUUCAUCAGCAUAUAUUGCUGUAUGUAUACCAAAUAUAUCCAUGGAUAUUCAUAUUAAUCUUAUCGAAUCAUUGAAAUUUUUUAAUGACUUAUAUAAUAAAAAUCAUUUAGGAGAAUUGAAUCAAGAAAUUCAUUUAUCUGCUGCACAUUCUAUAGGUCAUUUUGCUCUUGAUAUGAGUACAGACAAAAUAAAACAAUCAUCAUCAAAUUGUUUACAUUCAAUUGAUCUUUCACCAACAACUCCAUGGGUAUUCUUUGCUAAUCGUCCAUUUUUAUUUUUAAUUACAUAUGAUGAUUAUUAUUUAUUAAUUGGACAAAUGUUAGGUCCAAAAAUUCGUCAAGAAACAAAGAAAUUUUCUUCAAAAAUAAAACGUUAG